AACUACAAUCAGCUAAGUGACCUGCAUGCCUGCGAACUACAGCUCCCAGGACCACCAGCAUUCUUGACAUGCGCCUUAUGCGUUUCGUGCCAUUUAAAUGUAUUUUCAAAAUGGCGGCUCAGGACAGUGUGGUCCGUGUAAAACAAGUUGAAGAAAAAGCAAGAGACAGUCUGGAUAAAUUUAAUAAAGAGAAGAAGAAAAAGAAAAAAAGGUCCUGUUCUCCGAAUGUGGAGCGGGAGAAAACUGAGAAAGAAGUCAAAAAGGCGAAGCUACACCACCACCAUCAUCAUCAUCACCAUCAUCACUUACAACAACAACAACAACAACAACAACAGAGCCAGCAGCAACACCACCAUCGCAACUCCUCGCAGUCCGAGUACUACCAUAACAACAGCAAGAAAGAGACUCUCGUGCAGGGCUCCCCGAGAAAGGUGCCCCAGGUAGCGGUGGACAAGACACAGACUCAAACUCAAACACACUUACAGCAUCAGCCCAAGACGCAGAAAGUGCUCCCCCCAGCAGCUCCGGCUCUGUUUACCUUCUCUCCGCUCAAACUGCCCAAAGUGAAGCCAGUCCACGGCAAGGAGAAGCAUGAUCGCAACAGGGAGAAAGAGAGGAAGUACAAAGUGAAGAAAGAGAACAGCGAGGUUAACGCGAAGGAUGCCGUGAACAAAAUAAAGAAAGAGCCUCCUGAUGAAAACAGCAAAACGCAAGCAGCAGAUGAGUACCCGAUAAAGAAGAUGAAGAAGAAAAAGAAGAAAAAACACAGAGAGGACGAGCGAGGCAAGCGGGUCAAGAUGUACAACAAGGAGGUGCAGACGGUGUGCACUGGCCUCGCCUGCCUGGCCCCUGACGCGCUGCUGGAUGGGCUAGCUGAUGAUUCUGCACUCAAAUACCUUAAAAAAGAGCAACUCUGCCAGACCACCGUGGGCACAGCCGGGUUCCGGACGCCCAGCGGGGUGCAGAUACCCUACCUGUCCCACCACGACCAUUCCAUCCGCAGCACCUGCUUACAGACGGGCACCAAGUACGGGCGCUUCAUCCACGAGGAGCACCAGCCCAACGGAGGGGCUUCUGUGCUCCAUGCUUACAUGGACGAACUCUCAUUCCUGUCUCCCGUGGAGAUGGAGCGCUUCGCAGAGGAGUUCUUGAGGCUGACGUUCAGUGAAAGCCAGAAGAGUGCAGCUAAGUACGCCCUGGCCAUUGUGCAUGGGGCCGCUGCCUUCCUGCCAGACUUCUUGGAUUACUUCGCUUUCAACUUCCCCAGCACUCCGGUCAAAAUGGAGAUCCUUGGCAAGAAGGACAUUGAAACAACCAGUAUCACAAAUUUUCAUUCUCAGGUUAAUCGGACGUACUGCUCUGGGACGUACCGGGCUGGUGCCAUGAGGCAGAUCAGCCUCGUCGGAGCUGUGGAUGAAGAGGUCGGGGAUUACUUUCCAGAGUUCCUUGAUAUGCUGGAAGAAUCCCCCUUUUUGAAGAUGACACUACCAUGGGGCAGUCUGUCCAGCCUUCAGCUGCAGUGCAGGUCUCAGAGUGACGAUGGACCCAUUAUGUGGGUGAGGCCAGGGGAACAGAUGAUCCCAACAGCAGACAUGCCAAAGUCCCCCUUUAAACGACGACGGUCGAUGAAUGAAAUAAAGAACCUGCAUUACUUGCCUCGAGCCAGCGAGCCCCGUGAGGUCCUGUUUGAAGACCGGACUCGGGCCCAUGCAGAUCACGUGGGACAAGGGUUUGACUGGCAGAGCACAGCUGCGGUGGGAGUCCUGAAGGCUGUGCAGUGUGGAGAAUGGAGCGACCGACCUCGAAUAACCAAAGAUGUGGUUUGUUUCCAUGCAGAAGAUUUUACUGAUGUCGUACAGAGAUUACAACUAGACUUGUACGAACCACCUGUGUCCCAGUGUGUUCAGUGGGUGGAUGAUGCAAAACUAAACCAGUUGAGAAGGGAAGGCAUCCGCUACUCCAGGAUCCAGUUGUACGAUGAUGACAUUUACUUCAUACCCCGAAAUGUCAUCCACCAGUUCAAAACUGUGUCUGCUGUGUGCAGCCUGGCAUGGCACAUACGACUCAAGCAAUAUCACCCUGAGAGCGAGAGCUCCUCCAGCACGGAAUGUAAAAACAACUGUACGGGAUGCAGUGAGCCUAAAGAAACCAAGACCAAAGUGUCGUGCCCUGCGUCAAAACCAGAGCCUGAAGCUGUGGACGUAAAAUACCUUUUUUCUGUUCCUAAGCCACGGGUACAGAAACCAGUAACCCCACAGCAGUCCACAGCAACAGCGAAGGCCUACAAUCAACCAGUAAUGGCCCUGAAACCAACAGCAGCUCCUCCUGUGUUAUUGCAGACAGAAACAUCAACCAGUAAUGGCCCCCAAACCAGCAGCAGCUCCUCCUGUGGUAUUGCAGCCAGAAACUUUGUCGCCGACAGUGCCUUCCCAUGACCUAGACUCUCAUCCACGACACCUUAAAGCCUGCCUCCAACACUGUACACAGCAGAUUGCUUAUAGCCUGCCUCCAACACUGUGCACAGCAGCUUGCUUAUAGCCUGCCUCCAACACUGUGCACAGCAGCUUGCUUAUAGCCUGCCUCCAACACUGUGCACAGCAGCUUGCUUUCAGUCAUGUUGUUUAUGUGAGAUUUUAUUGGGGGGUGGGCAUAUUUAAAGAUAAAUAAUUGUUAGGGGUUCUGCAGUGAUGAAAUUUCAUAAGCAUGUGGCCCUUUUUAUACAGAUAUAUAGAGAACUCGGCUCAGACUUCCAUGCAGAAAUGAAAGGUCCUGUAUUUUCAAAUUGAAGGCUCGAGCCUGACCAAGAUUUUGUAGAAUGUAGCACCCACUUCAUGGGAGAAUGUUUGAAUAGAUUGUUUCAGAUUGCAUGAAGUCUAAUCAAGAGUUUUCAGUAUACUUGUAAUACUAAGUAAAAUGAAAGCUAAAGCCAUUGGUCAGAGACACUGGUUUUACAUUGGUAGGAUCAUGCACUGAAAGUGUUGAAGUAUUUAUAGUCUUAUCUUCACCAGUCCCUAUGCAAUGUAAAUAUGUUAUACCGUAUAAAACGUACAUAGAAUACAGGCAGCAUUUUUUUCUGAACAAAGCAUGUCCUGAUUGAAUGACUUGUGUUUUCACGUUGUGAAACUUACCUGGAUUCAAAGGGGUGGCAUUUGGCUUAGGAGGUCGCACCAACUUUGUUAUUACUUCUAAUUAUAUAUUAGAAAUGAUUAUCUGUGUAAACGGCCAAAGCUGGAUGAAGAAGAGCACUUACAUGGGAACUGUAAAUAAUGACUAAAAUAUCUUUUAUCAUCCUGGACUUUUCUGCCUUUUAUAUUAUAAUAAUAAUAAUAAUAAUAAUAAUAAUAAUAAUAAUAAUAAUAAUAAUAAUAAUAAUGUUAGGGUUUUUUUAUUAUUAUUAUUUCCUACAGCUUCAAAAGGUUUCACACUGUAUAUUCUGCUUCCCAGCAAUAUUUUUAUUUGUUUCAUUUUGUGUUUGUAAAGUUCCAUAUUUGAUAUCUAUGUUAGUGUUUUUGAUGUUGAAUUCAUGAUAAAGGGGUUUUUCAUGUGAAUCAUUUACACUGCUCUGGUUUAACAUGCAUUGAAAGUUAUUGGUUUUGCACAUUUAUAAGGUGUUAUGACCCAUUUUGCUUGGAGUUAUAGAGAAACCCUCUGAAAACCGCUUGAUCUUUUUUUUUUCUUUUAUUUAAAAAUGAGAUGCUUUCUAGUAAAAUUAGAAGCUUUUUAUCCCACCAACACAGUUUGGGGACAAAUUUGACACUGGAGCAAAAGCUUAGUAAAUCCAGCCCUUACGGCAGGUUUCACAGACCCAAGUUACCCGCAAACCCUAAUCUUGGACUAUUAUUUUUAUUAUUAUUUAUUUCUUAGCAGACACCCUUAUCCAGGUUUAUCCCUUAAACUAAGGUUUCACAGACCCCAAUUAGCACUAGUCUUGGACAACUUUAUUUAAGGUAAUAUUAGGAAGUCCAAGGUUAGUGCCACUCUGAGCCUGUGAACCCAUAGUUUAAUGUUAUUUUAGGUAAAAUGGUCCAAGGUAAAUGCUAAUUAAGGGCUGUGAAACAAGACUGGUGUUUGAAGUUAAACAAGAAAAUGCCCUCUAGUGGCAGAACAAGGGACUACAUGUUGAUACGAGCAGCGGAAGAGCAGCGUGUUUUUUUAAUGGAAGCUUCCUGUACUUGAAACAUCGUGUAGAUUAAUGUUCACAUAUAUUUGUUUAAUUUGAAAUGAUAAAAAUGUAUAUAGUUUCCUAUUUCAGUAAACUCUCAUGUUGACCCACAGAUUGCGUUAGUUGUUUUAGGUGUAUGUUUAGAAAAUGGAUAAGUUAUUGUUGAAGGCAAAAAAUAGAAACUCACUUGUGCUAAAAUGUGUAGUAACACUUUUUGUUGUAGAGAUCUUACAAAGAAUAAACUGUAAACUAGUAUUUUUAAUAAUGCAAUUGUAAUGCCUGUUUUCACAGACCUAAUUAGCUCCAGUCUAGAUUGCCUACUUUUUCAGGUAAUGUAGUUCAAGACUCCUGCUUAUUAAGGGCUGUGAAAUCAUCAGUUUAGUAUGUGUUCUGGAUCUCUCUGAAUCGCACAUUUUGUUUGUGCAAUGACAGUUUAGAUCAGUUUACAGCCUGGUAGAAUUAUGGAACAACAUCGCCGACAUUUUUGCACAGGGACAUUUUAAAGUAUCUAGUUUUUAAUCACUUGUUUGAUUCCUGAUCAUAGCUUAAAGGUUAGCUAUAUGACAUUUCUGAGUUUGUGUAGCCUUGCAUUUCUUGUCUUUUGUUCACUAGUGAAACAAUGGAAGCCUGAAUUAAUUUUUAAAGGUUUCAUAUGAUGAAAAAACAAAGAAAUUAUCAUUCAAUUAAACACAAAUAUCCCCUAAUGACACUUUAACGUGCAUGUUCCAAAUUUAUUUAAUAAAGAAACCUGAUGAGUUUGAAUACAUUGCUAAUCAAGAUAUUCUACGUAAUUGUGUGCUAUUAUAUAUGUAGUAAAAUUGUAAUGUUAUCAAAAAAUGGUACGCUGUUUCUGUAUUUUGCACAUGCACUUUGUGUUGUAUUUCCAUCAAUUAGAAUGGACAACUCUCUCUCUCUCUCUCUAUACAUAUACAUAUACAUAUACAUAUACAUACACAUACAUACAUACAGGGUGAUUAGAAAGUAAGUUUACCACAUCAACGCACCAUAUUAUUGAUGUGGUAACCUUACUUUCUAAUCACCAUAUAUAUAGAUAUAUCAUUUUUAUUUUUAUUUUUGCCUGGAUUAAACCUCACAGUAAAACAUGGACUCAGCCUGUCCCAGACGAGAAUCAAAUAAAUUGGCAGCUAGUCUGACACUUUUUCUUGUUUUGUUGUGUUUAAUGUAUUUGUUUGCCUGGAGGACGGUGUGGAUUGUGUAGCUCUCAUUUCAAUAGCAUCUCUUAUUACUGUCUGAGCACAAAGGGUUUCCUUUUUCUUUUUAAUAAUAGCACAAUGUGUUGCGAUCAGCAGAUGAUAUAGUUAACCCUUUUUGUGAAAUAUCUCUUUUGCAGUUGAUUUAGUAGGAUACUGUACAUGUGUGUUGAUGUGUAAUAAUAAUUGAUAAUGAUAAUGUAGAAUGCAUAGACAUUUUUCUGUAUUUUUAUAAAUAAAGAGAAAAACUGUU
This is a messenger RNA of Acipenser ruthenus (sterlet), 5626 nucleotides long. RefSeq names its product lysine-specific demethylase 9-like. NCBI's taxonomy places the organism in Eukaryota, Metazoa, Chordata, Actinopteri, Acipenseriformes, Acipenseridae. Bases 69 to 2435 code for a protein of 788 amino acids. Gene Ontology annotation, cellular component: nucleus. The transcript is spliced from 7 exons. The record is from RefSeq and is a predicted model, not a curated record.